Molecule: messenger RNA, 1096 nt
Organism: Dioscorea cayenensis subsp. rotundata (Guinea yam)
Lineage: Eukaryota; Viridiplantae; Streptophyta; Magnoliopsida; Dioscoreales; Dioscoreaceae
Product: putative glutathione peroxidase 7, chloroplastic
Exons: 6
Coding region: 106-831 (241 amino acids)
Biological process (GO): response to oxidative stress
Molecular function (GO): glutathione peroxidase activity
Source: RefSeq, a predicted model, not a curated record
AUCCACGUCUUCCAUCAUCGCUUCUUCAACCCUCGUUCCGAGAUUUCUCUGAAACCCUCGAAGAAAUCCAUCCAAAUCUCCGAAACCCUAACCCUUCUGGCCUCCAUGGCCUUCUCCGCUGUUCUCUUUACUUCUACGAGUCCCUUGAAUGCUUUCUUUCGAGGUGGCAAGACGGGCUUUGCUCCUACACCGGUUGGGUUUCUGAAUUUCUCGGCGGGAUCUCUGACUGGGAUGCCGAGACCUCUCUUGUCGGCCCGUGGGAUUUUUGAUGGACGUUUGAGGUUUUCGGGGUCAGGAUCGAAGAUUUCGAGGGUGCCCGGCGUUGUUUACGCCACUGCCGCAACGGAGAAGAGCAUCUAUGAGUUCACUGUUAAGGAUAUUGAUGGGAAAGAUGUAUCUCUUAGCAAGUUCAAAGGGAAAGUACUGCUGAUAGUUAAUGUUGCUUCAAAAUGUGGGUUGACAACAUCAAACUACACGGAGUUGUCCCACAUCUAUGAGAAGUACAAAAAUCAAGGAUUUGAGAUAUUGGCAUUCCCUUGCAAUCAAUUUGGGGGUCAGGAGCCUGGGUCGAAUUCGCAAAUAAAGCAGUUUGCUUGCACAAGGUUCAAAGCAGAAUUCCCUAUCUUUGAUAAGGUUGAUGUGAAUGGACCAAACACAGCUCCAGUUUAUCAGUUUCUUAAGUCAAAUGCCGGAGGAUUUUUCGGUGAUCUUAUAAAGUGGAAUUUUGAGAAGUUCUUGAUAGAUAAAAAUGGCAAGGUUGUUGAAAGAUAUCAGCCGACCACAUCGCCUUUUCAGAUCGAGAAGGAUAUCCAGAAGCUCCUUGCAGCAUAAAGUACACCAAAAUUUCAGAUGUACAUAGGAGUGCUGCCUUGCUGAGAUCAUCUUUAAUGAAUUUAUAAUUUACUAAAUUGAUUUCUUAAAUAGCAAGAGAUUGUUCAUAUGCUCAUGUCAUACAGGUUGGAUGAUUUUGUUUAUAUUUCAUGUAUACUCCGUUUUGAUGAAUUGUUGAGGAGCUACAAUGUAUGUUGUUUAUGAUAUUUAUCAGAAAAUAAUAAAUGAACUCCAACUCAAAGCUUCCAAGGAGGAAUUGUUUUAA